Molecule: messenger RNA, 2187 nt
Organism: Hevea brasiliensis (rubber tree)
Lineage: Eukaryota; Viridiplantae; Streptophyta; Magnoliopsida; Malpighiales; Euphorbiaceae
Product: transcription factor TGA2.3
Exons: 11
Coding region: 313-1698 (461 amino acids)
Biological process (GO): DNA-templated transcription; regulation of DNA-templated transcription
Molecular function (GO): DNA-binding transcription factor activity; sequence-specific DNA binding
Source: RefSeq, a predicted model, not a curated record
AGAGCGGAAGGGGACGGAAUAGGACAAGAGGAUGAAGAGGAUAUGGGAAAGUGUGGGAGUAUUGGGAAACUAAAAUCCCAAUCCAGAACGCAAUAAUAAAAAUCCUGAUAGCCUUUUCUUCUUUUUAGUAACUAUGAAUCAAAGGAAGCCGUACUGAUACGCUAUCCUCUUCAUUUAGAUCACUGCAAGAUUUUCUCUUCCUUCCCUGCUCCAAGGCCACACUAAUCCAUUGCAAGAACCUCACUCUUUUCCUUUUAGCUCUCUCUCUCUAUCUCUGUCUCUGCUCCACAAACAUACAUUAAAAACUCUCAGAUGCAAAGCUUCAAGCAUAUUCCUCACCCUGAAAAGUACUGCCACUCUUCCUUCUCUCUCCGAGGAGAAGAUGGUAACCGAAACCAGACACGUUUUCCGGAUCUUGGAGAUCUUGAUCAACCAGCUGCUGCUUUUCAUCACUAUGAUGCUGUUGAUUUAAGCUCAAGCUCCAUGUUCAGUUUUAAAUGGGGCAAUGUUGCUGUUUUGUCCAAUAACUUGCGAUAUGAUGCUGCCCUAAACACGAAUAUUGGGUCUGCAGCGAUAGCAACAACAGGAACAGGGUGUUUGGACACAGGGCAAUACGUAUACCACAAGGGGACAACGUUGGGUUCCUCGUUGGGAAACGGGCAUAGUAUUGACAACUGGGGGGACUCAGGGAUGGCAGAUAGCAGCCAACAGACUGACACUUCUACAGAUGUUGAUGCUGAUGAUAGAAACCAGCUUCAUGGAGUCCAGCAUGGUCCUAUUGCGGUUGUGGAUUCCAUGGAUCAAUCCAAGGCAAAAGCUGGUGAUCAAAAGACUCUUCGAAGGCUGGCUCAGAAUCGUGAGGCUGCAAGGAAGAGUCGACUUAGGAAGAAAGCUUAUGUCCAGCAGCUCGAGAAUAGUCGACUCAGGCUUACACAAUUAGAGCAAGAGCUUCAAAGUGCUCGGCAGCAGAAUAUUUUUUUGGCAAGUGGAUUUUCAGGGGACCAUGGGGCUGGAUGUGGGGUUGUUGCAUUUGACAUGGACUAUGCACGGUGGCUUGAGGAACAUCAACGGUUGAUCAGUGAUCUAAGAGCAGCUGUCAAUUCUCAUAUGGGUGAUAAUGAAUUACACCUCCUUGUUACUGGUGUAAUGGCACAUUAUGAUGACAUAUUCCGGCUAAAGAGCAUUGGCACAAAGGCUGAUGUAUUUCACAUGCUUUCAGGCAUGUGGAAGACACCUGCUGAGAGAUGUUUCAUGUGGUUGGGUGGAUUCAGAUCUUCUGAGCUUCUUAAGAUACUUGGGAACCACAUCGAACCCUUGACAGAUCAACAGUUAAUGGGCAUAUGUAAUCUGCAACAGUCCUCCCAACAGGCUGAAGAUGCCUUGUCUCAAGGAAUGGAAGCUCUGCAACAAUCCCUUGCAGACACGCUUUCAUCCAACUCACUGGGCUUUACUACUUCUGGAAAUGUGUCCGACUACAUGGGCCAAAUGGCAAUUGCAAUGGGCAAGCUUGCAACACUAGAGAACUUCCUUCACCAGGUAACAUCAUUUAGUGCUGAUCUUUUAAGGCAGCAAACUCUGCAACAAAUGCAUCGAAUUUUGACAACACGUCAGGCUGCUAGAGCCCUUCUUGUUUUCAGUGAUUACACUUCGCGACUCCGGGCACUCAGCUCUUUAUGGCUAGCACGCCCUAGAGAUUGACAAUUCUCCCUAGCUAAUUGCUCCAGGGAUUUUCCAAUGCAAUAAAAGAUUAAGCUAUUUAUCCUCCAGGGAUACUCAGAAAAUGAUGACCUAACAUCAUUGGAACUGUUCUUUGACAGCCUUAUUUUACUUCUAAUUUGUCAAACCUGAAGUUCGGCAUCUUAUGGAAAUGACUCCAUUGAGAAUUACCAUGCUGAGUAGCAUCUUGAGGGUAGUUAGGGAUAGUAACCUUACAUAUGUAACCAACGCUUGUCCUCCUAGCUAUGGAUGGGACAAAAUUGACAAACCUCAUGAUCUGUCACUGAUCUGACAUGUUACAGUGUGCUAACAGGCACCUAAAUCAACCUUUUGGCUGUUCUCAAAAUCAGUGGUUCUUCUAGGAAUUCAUAAAGGUAUCAUUGUUAAAACAUUUCUGUCGACAUGCAUAUUUUUAGACUCUUUACAAGUCUGUCUAAGAGUAAUUUGAAACAGUUAUAUUUAGAUCUAUAA